AUACCUGUUGAUCUGCUUCAUAACUAUUUUAAUGUACUGUUUGAUACCAGCGAUUUCAAAGGCUGACUUACCAGUGAAGUUUUCUUAUUACCUAGGAGAAUUCAAACCAGCAAUGUAUGCAUUUCAAGUAAUGGGGUUGAUCAGCGCGUCGACAAAUAACUCUUGUUUGGACAUGAUGGCAAUGAGUUUGAUGGGAAUAUGUGCUGCUCAGAUUGAGGUACUCAACAGAACAAUCAUCAGUUUGAAUGAUUGUGAUGAAUCUGGAAUGUAUAGAUCAGAUCAGGUCAACAGGGGGCUGAAAAACUGUGUGAAACAUCAUGUAAAAAUAAUAAGAUUCCACGAAAUUUUGGAGAAAGUAUUUUCUAUGAUAAUAUUGAUGCAGUACGCUACAAGUGCAGCCGUUAUUUGUAACAUUGGGUUCCAAUUAGUACACGUUGAUCCUAUGAGUAUGCAGCUUAUACCUAUACUAGUUUACUUCAUUGCAAUGAUGAUCCAACUAGCAAUAUAUUGUUGGUUUGGAAAUGAAAUAAUAGUUAAG
Molecule: messenger RNA, 538 nt
Organism: Leptinotarsa decemlineata (Colorado potato beetle)
Lineage: Eukaryota; Metazoa; Arthropoda; Insecta; Coleoptera; Chrysomelidae
Product: odorant receptor 46a
Biological process (GO): detection of chemical stimulus involved in sensory perception of smell; sensory perception of smell
Cellular component (GO): plasma membrane
Molecular function (GO): odorant binding; olfactory receptor activity
Source: RefSeq, a predicted model, not a curated record